GUGGGGAAGUUAAACGCUGUGCGGAACGACCGGCUAAAACAACAGCAGAGCGAAAUCGAUACACGCCGAUCAGAACAUUAUGCGUAUUUUCAUCUUUGUUUGAAUAAUAUGAGUAAAGAAUCACAAAUGAGGGCUGCCAUUAAUCAGAAGUUAAUUGAGAUGGGUGAGAGGGAGAGGUUAAAGGAGUUGCUCCGUGCCAAGCUCAUUGAGUGUGGCUGGAGAGACCAGAUAAAAGCAUUGUGCAAAGACGUGAUUAAGGAGAAAGGAAUUGAGAAUGUAACUGUAGAGGACUUGGUUGCUGGAGUUACCCCCAAAGGAAGAGCCCUCGUGCCUGACAGUGUCAAAAAGGAGUUACUACAGAGAAUAAGAGCCUUCCUUGCCCAGCAUUCUACAUGAUGCUCGACAUCUGGGAAUACUCUGAGAGUAUCUGUCGUUUUUGUAUUGAAAUUAUGCCAACAGUUAAGCCAGACCAUAAAUUGGUAUAAACUGUAUGAUGUGAUUUUGCUCUUCAUUGUGUAUUUUUGUUACCGCUAAUAAAACUUGAUCAUGUUUG
Molecule: messenger RNA, 553 nt
Organism: Triplophysa rosa
Lineage: Eukaryota; Metazoa; Chordata; Actinopteri; Cypriniformes; Nemacheilidae
Gene: eny2
Product: ENY2 transcription and export complex 2 subunit
Exons: 5
Coding region: 109-396 (95 amino acids)
Biological process (GO): positive regulation of DNA-templated transcription; regulation of transcription by RNA polymerase II; poly(A)+ mRNA export from nucleus
Cellular component (GO): DUBm complex; SAGA complex; nuclear pore
Molecular function (GO): chromatin binding; transcription coactivator activity
Source: RefSeq, a predicted model, not a curated record